Molecule: messenger RNA, 1671 nt
Organism: Cladophialophora psammophila CBS 110553
Lineage: Eukaryota; Fungi; Ascomycota; Eurotiomycetes; Chaetothyriales; Herpotrichiellaceae
Exons: 3
Coding region: 1-1671 (556 amino acids)
Source: RefSeq, a predicted model, not a curated record
AUGGCGACGUAUGACUACAAAGAGGCCUCGGCAAUAGCUCGUAAGAGGAGAGCCGCUAAUAUUGCUGCUUUUCACAAGACUCCAGCAUGGAACGAAGCGGACCUGCCUAAAAAUCUGACAGAGUAUGCCCUCAACUCUGACUACUACACCGACGAGGAGCGUCAGAUAAUUCAAUCAGAGGCCGACGAGAUCCUUGACAAGAUCAGAACCAAGACAUGGACCGCACUACAAGUCGCAAAAGCCUUCUGCAAGGCAUCCGCCUUGGCCCAGGAACUGACCAACUGCUUGACUGAAGUGCUGUAUGCAGAAGCGAUUGAACGAGCAAAAUAUCUUGAUGACUACCUCGAGCGCACAGGGAAGACUGUUGGUCCGCUUCACGGACUACCCAUCUCGCUCAAGGACUGUUUUGUGACAGCACCACAUCCUUCCAGUAAUGGAAUGGCGGUAUUCGCCAACGAGCCUCUUGAAAAGGAUGCCUUGCUGGUCACCAUUCUGCGUGAUCUGGGUGCUGUCUUCUAUGUCAAGACAAACGUCCCGGUCGCCAUGAUGAUGGCUGAAACGAAUAACAAUAUCUGGGGAGAGUGCCGGAAUCCUCUGCACAAGUUCCUCUCUCCCGGGGGCUCCAGUGGUGGCGAGGGAGCUCUCAUAGCCUUUAAAGGCUCGCCGUUAGGGAUUGGCACAGACGUUGGCGGCAGUAUCCGUAUCCCUGCUGCAUGGUGCAACAUCUACGGCUUGAAACCCAGCUUUGGUCGAUAUCCCCAUUAUGGAGCCAAACCAGGUAUAGCCGGACAGGAGUACAUUCUAUCCGUCAAUGGGCCGAUGGCGAGGUCUCUGAAAACACUGCAGCUGUACUCGGAAGCUCUCUUAUCUGAGGACGUGAGACCCUGGGAUCAUGACCACAAGUGUCUGCCCAUUCCUUGGAGGAAGAACGUCAUUCAGCCAUCAGGCCGUAAACUCCGCUUCGGUCUGAUUGGUGUCCAUGAUAGCCUUGUUCAUGUUCACCCGCCGGUGGAGCGUGCUUUGCAAAUGACCCAGGCCGCCCUUGAGAAGCAAGGCCACGAAGUUAUUCCCUGGUCCACCGAGGAUCAUGAAGCGAUUGUGAAGAAUCUCCAAGCAGCUUUCUUCGACCUUGGCGGCGCCGCAAUCAUGGACCUUAUCACACCUUGGGGAGAGCCUGUGUUCCCGAGCAUGGAAGGAUAUGCAUUGGCAGCUGCCGCAGGUGAAGGCGAACUCGGACCGACCAAGAUGCGAAUGAUGAACCUCCGGCGCAAUGAAUUGCAAAAGGCUUACCUUGACCGCUGGAAUGCGACUGCCGCGGACGGAAAACCACGAUUAGACGGCCUCAUCUGUGCCACUUCUCCAUGGGCAGCUCCCCGGCUGGGUCAAACCCAGAGGCAGAGCUUAUAUGUUGGCUACACGGGCUUUGUAAACUUCUUGGACUUCUGCGCCUGCACUUUUCCAGUCACAUUUGCAGACAAAGAUCUUGACAAGGCAAGAGAUAUGAGCACCUUCAAGCAGUUGAGCGAGAUUGACGGCAGAAUCCAACAAGAUUACGAUGCUGAGUUCUAUCAUGGAGCACCAGUGGCGUUGCAGAUUGUCGGAAGGCGACUCGAGGAGGAGAAAGUCCUCGAAAUGUGCGAGGUCAUCGACAACUGUCUGAAAACGGUUUGA